This is a messenger RNA of Aspergillus steynii IBT 23096, 1581 nucleotides long. Its product is annotated as maltose permease. Gene Ontology annotation, molecular function: carbohydrate:proton symporter activity. Bases 1 to 1581 code for a protein of 526 amino acids. The transcript has 4 exons. The record is from RefSeq and is a predicted model, not a curated record. Gene Ontology annotation, biological process: transmembrane transport; carbohydrate transport. Lineage: Eukaryota; Fungi; Ascomycota; Eurotiomycetes; Eurotiales; Aspergillaceae. Gene Ontology annotation, cellular component: membrane.
AUGUCCUUUGAAGAUUCAGCAAAGAAUACCUACGAUCACCAUGAAGGAGAUCAAGAAAUCGGAACAGCCUCGCCUCGCAAAAGGACGAGUGGCAUGGCCGAGCUGCUGGCCGAGAGACGAAUCCUGGGCUGGUGCCUUCUGAUUUUUAUCUUACCGAUUAACUUCGGUUACGAGAUCGCUCUUGUCGGCAACAUCCUUGCCAUUCCGUCCUUUCUCGAGCGUUUCGGCCAAGACACGCCCAAUGGCCGCGAGAUCCCUUCGCAGACUCAACAGAUUCUCAACUCAGCCACUUAUGGGGGCAUCUUCCUGGCAGCCUUCACUGCAGGCUUUGUCUCCGACAUUUUUGGCCGCCGGAAGGUAGUCAUCACAGCCUGUUUGAUAUGCAUUGCCGGGAUCUUUGUUCAGGCGUUUGCAAAGACCAUCCUGGUGAUCUUCGGGGGAAAGCUGAUCAGCACUAUGGGAUUUGGCCUUGGUCACUCCCUGGCCCCUGUCUUUGUGGCUGAGAUAUCCCCCGACAGUAUUCGAGGAAUUAGUCUGAUUCUGAUCAACACCAUGAUUGUGCUCGGACAGUGGUCGUGCGCCCUUGUCGGCUAUGGUGGCUCAUUCAUCAGCAACGACUGGGGAUGGCGUAUGCCGAUUCUCACCCAACUGGUGCCCCCAGUCUCGAUGUUUAUUCUCGGGUCCUUGCUCCUGCCCGAGUCCCCAUCGUGGCUUCUCAUGAAGGGACGGCAUGAGGAAGCGGUCCAAUCUCUACGAAAGUUCCGAGGACCGGAGGCGGAUGUCGAGACUGCCAUUGCUCAGAUGGAGGUUGCUAUUGAAAAAGAAAAGCAGGUCCAGGAGCAGGGAUCUUCUUACAUAGAGUGCUUCCAGGGCACUAAUCGACGCCGGACUAUCAUCGUGCUCAUGGUAUAUGUGUCUCAACAGUUGAUUGGAUCCAACUUCAUCACCUCAUAUCUUCCCUACUUCUUUACCAUUGCUGGAGUCCACGAUGCGGUCGCGGUUGCCCAGGGCGCCUACGCCAUCCAGCUCGUUGGAAACAUCAUGUCCUGGUUCCUUGUUGAAAGGCUCGGCCGGCGACCUCUGAUCACCUACGGCGCGAUGAUCUUGACGGCCCUUCUUGCAGUGAUUGGCGGUAUCGGCACUCUACCCACGAGUAACAAAUCAGCGCAGACGGGAAUUGUUGCUUUGAUGGCCAUUUGGGGAUUCGGGUACCAAUUGACCAUCGGCGCCGUGGCAUUCGCAAUCGGAGGCGAGACUCCCACGCUUCGCCUCCGACAGAAGACCUAUUCUCUCAACGUCAUGGCUAAUACUGCCUUCGGAACAUUGACGGGCAUGGUCCUUCCCAUCUUGAUUAACCCCGGACAGGCGAAUCUGGGAGGCAAAGUGGCUUUCAUCUUCUUUGCUCCGUCGGUAUUCUUCUGUGUCUAUUUCUUCUUUUGUUUGCCCGAGAUGAAGGGCCGCAGUUACUUGGAGCUGGAAGAACUGUUCCAAAGGAAGGUCCCUGCUCGCAAGUUCAAGGAAUAUCCCACCGAGGAGCUUAUUCCUGAGGAUAUCAACGAAAUGAAGCCCACAAAGGAGUGA